AUGUAAAAAAAUAUUGAUGACGAAGAUGUUGACCCAUGCUAAUUUAUAAAAAAUUUAGAUACAGGAGAUACGUAUAGUGUUAACAAUUUUGGUGAAUUAGAUAUUGAAAUUAAGCAAUACAAGCCUUUAAAUUAGAAAAAAGAAAGGUGGAAGACCUUUUGGAACAGAAUGGAAGAAAUAAAUGAAAAAUUGUAUGAUGCUUGUGAAAAAGGAGAAGAAGAAGUUGUUUCUAAUUUGCUGAAAGAUUAAAUUGAGUUAAAAUAAUAAGUUUAAUAAUAAAAUCGGUCAUACAAUUCCAGUUUAGUUGGAGAGGAUUAUCAGGAAUUUAUUGGAUUGAUAAAUAUUGAUUGUAAAGGCUUGGAUGAUUGGACAGCACUACAUCAUGCUGUGAAUAAUAGAAGAGUGGGAAUAGUUAAACUAUUGCUAGAUUCUAAAGCUAAUCCUAAUUUAUGUACAUUAAUGAAGAGGACUCCAUUGCAUCUAGCAUGUUUGAGAAGAAGUCUAGAAAUCGUAAAACUUCUAGUGCAAUAUAAAGUGGAUUUGAAUUGCCAAGAUUCUGAUUUAAAUUCUCCUUUGCACAUAAGUUCCGAAAUAGGAUUUGUUUAAAUUGUGGAAUUUUUGUUGAUUAACGGGGCAGAUGCCACUUUGAAGAAUUGCCAAUAAAAGUCUCCUUAUGAUGUGACCAUGUCCCCAGAAGUGAGGAAGCUUCUCGAAAAGUAUGUUCCUAAUACUGAAGGCUAUCAAUCGAGAUCUUUGAUUGGAGGAUAAGUAGUAAGAAACUCGAGAGCUGAUCAUAUUGAAAGACUACUAGGUAAAGUCAAUGAAUUAUCCAAAAUGGAGAUCUUGAAACAGUAACAACAGUAGUAGUAGAUGAAUUAAAAGGACAAACAAGUUAGCACUCCAUAACCUAUAUCUUAAUUUGUGGAUGUUAGUGUGAAUGCUUCUUCCCCGGAUGGUUAUAUAUUUCAUAAAUUACUUGGGAAGGGCAGCUUUGGAGAAGUAUACUUCGCCUCAAGAAAAUAGGAUGGAGAAUAGUAUGCCAUCAAAACACUUUGUAAAGAGAGGGUUUUGACUAAAAAUCUAACUAGAUAUGCUCAAACAGAGAAGAAUGUUCUCAGUGUUAUGAAACAUCCUUUUAUUGUUAGAUUGCAUGCAGCCUUUCAAAAUUCAUCAAAGUUGUUUAUGGUUCUUGAUUAUUGUCCAGGAGGUGAUCUAGGAUAAUUAUUAACCAAACAAGUUAAGCUUACUGAAGAAGUGGCCAGAUUUUAUAUAUGCGAAGUGAUUUUGGCCUUGGAAUCAUUGCACAAAAACUGUAUCAUCUUUAGGGAUCUGAAACCAGACAAUGUGGUAUUGGAUAGUAAAGGACAUGCUAAAUUAACUGAUUUUGGAUUAUCAAAGGAAGGAGUUUAUGACAAUAUUACUAAAAGUUUUUGCGGUUCCAUAGCUUAUCUUGCACCUGAAGUUCUGAUGAAGAGAGGCCAUUCAAGAACAGUUGAUUGGUAUCUUGUAGGAGUCCUUCUUUAUGAAAUGAUCGUUGGAAUGCCACCAUAUUAUAAUUAAGACAGAGAAAUGUUAUUUGAGAAUAUCAAAAAAGGAGUUCUUAGAAUUCCAAAAACGAUGAGUGAAGAAGCUAAGGAUUUGAUUAGAUCUCUGUUAGUCAGAGAUCCCUCUUAAAGAUUAGGAGCUAAGGCAGAUGCUGAAGAAUUAAAGAAGCAUUCCUUUUUCAAAAGUAUCAAUUGGGACGAUAUCUAUAAUAAAGUGUAAGAUGGUCCAUUCAUUGAAAAGGAUAAUACAAAAUAAUGGGUUAGAGAAACGAUUGAUAUGAAAUUUGGUGAUCAACCUCAAUCUAAUCAAAGGAUAUCCGAUUGGUCUUUUAUUUAAUGA
Messenger RNA from Paramecium tetraurelia, 1884 nucleotides. RefSeq lists its product as uncharacterized. The record is from RefSeq and is a predicted model, not a curated record. Gene Ontology annotation, molecular function: ATP binding; protein binding; protein serine/threonine kinase activity. The transcript has 4 exons. Lineage: Eukaryota; Ciliophora; Oligohymenophorea; Peniculida; Parameciidae. Gene Ontology annotation, biological process: protein phosphorylation.